AUGGCUCGACUCUCCGGUCUCCAACGAGACGUCCUAAGUCUAUACCGAAAAUGUCUGCGUGAGAUUAGAAAGAAGCCUACGGAAUCAAGGCCUAACUUCAAAACGCAUGCGCGGGCAGAGUUCCAAAAGCAUCUUUCGGUGAACAAAAAGGACUUUAGCGCCGUGGAAUAUCUCUUGCGCAAAGGCCAUCGACAGCUCGAGAUGUAUGCUUCCCCGGGCAUCCGCAACAUCCGUUGA
This is a messenger RNA of Penicillium antarcticum, 237 nucleotides long. Its product is annotated as succinate dehydrogenase assembly factor 1. Bases 1 to 237 code for a protein of 78 amino acids. Gene Ontology annotation, biological process: mitochondrial respiratory chain complex II assembly. Gene Ontology annotation, cellular component: mitochondrion. The transcript is spliced from 3 exons. Lineage: Eukaryota; Fungi; Ascomycota; Eurotiomycetes; Eurotiales; Aspergillaceae. The record is from RefSeq and is a predicted model, not a curated record.